This is a messenger RNA of Salpingoeca rosetta, 4184 nucleotides long. RefSeq lists its product as uncharacterized. The record is from RefSeq and is a predicted model, not a curated record. Gene Ontology annotation, cellular component: membrane. NCBI's taxonomy places the organism in Eukaryota, Choanoflagellata, Craspedida, Salpingoecidae. The coding region runs from base 582 to 4052 and encodes 1156 amino acids. The transcript has 13 exons. Gene Ontology annotation, molecular function: glycosyltransferase activity.
GCCGCGCUUGCUUGCUCGCUCGCUCACUUCUGUCAGCCAGCCAGCAGUGGGUGAGAGGAGCAACACCACACUUCACCAGCCAGCAACCGCCAUCGCUGACCAUCCACAGGAGUGAAGCAAUUUGCUCAUAAUUUGUGCUGUGGCAAUCGCCUCUCUCACCAGCUCGCAUCUGCACACACACACACACACUCUCUCUCUCAUUGAUGCACACCACGCGCUCACACGCAAGCGUCGUGGUUGGUUGGUUGGGUUUGCGGUUUCCAUUUUCAUUUGAAAGCCGAGGACCCCCGAGCUCCUGCAUUCCUGAUCCAUUGUUUUGAGGGAGGACGAGGGCAAGGACGAGCACGACUUGUGGCAGCAGCGACAACAGCGCAUCCACCCAUCCACAACACUGCAGCCACAACACACACACACACACGCACACACAGAGGACACCCACAACAGCGCAUCCACAACACACAACACAACACACAAAACACUCACAACACAGCAGCUGCAGCUGCACUUAACACAUCCAACCAACAGCACAGCCGCCAGCCACAACCACCAAGCAGCCAGAGAGACAGAGACAGAGACAGAGCAUGGCCACCUCCAGGACGGCCAAGACCGUCCUGCUGGCUACCAUCCUGCUGACCUGUCUGCUGGCUGGCACGCUGCUGCUGGCGCCACGAUCCCACUCGCCAUCCUCGCCGCACACGGCCUCCGAAACCGUCGAGCGCGAGCUGCAACCCCCAAGACUAUCUAUCCAACAGCCAGGCAGCCAUGCCCAGGCACAACACCGCUUGACCAACCCUGCAUCGAAGCCCGCGCUCACACGUCCACUGCCAACCACAAAGAGAAAACAACAGCAACAGCAACAGCAGCGGCAGCAAGAUGUGAAAGCGGAUGGCACCACGAAAACAACCACCACAACCACCACAACCCAGCAGCCUGUCGCCGUCAGCGACGUUGUUGCCGAUGCUCACAACCGCAAUGCCUUCACUGCGGCAAAGGUUCACAACAAGCAACAACAACAACAGCAACAGCAAGCACAUGGCGAUGAUGAUGACGACACAAACGCUGCCAAGCUGCUCGCUGCAAUUGAGUCCGAGGAAGCGAAGCGCCGUGCUGAAAUUCGUCGUUCACACAGCAACGGCAACGCCGCUGUCAGCGCUGUAGACCGCAACAGCAGAGGGGGCAACGGUCCCAACAACGGCAAUGCUGCCACGGACAACGAUGGCGGCGACGGCGACGACGACGACGACGAUGAGGUUGAGGCGCUGCUGUUCGACGACGAGGCGAAGAAGGUCGCCUUCCUCAAGCGGAACAGCGAAUCAAACGCAUUCCAUGACGUGGAGCCCGAGGACGACGAUGACCACCAGCAGCAGCAGCAGAGUAAGAAGAAGGGACGCGUGAGGGGAGGCAGUGAUGGCAACAACUGGAAAGGCAAGCGCCCACAACCCGGCGAGAUGACAGAUGAUGUGGACAUGGCGCCUGAAGGUGACAAUGAUGGGGAAGACACCAGCAGCGAUAAAGACGACAAGCCGCAGCAGGAUGGCAGCAGGCACAACAGCCAUGCUGCUGGUGACGACUACAGCAACGGCCACGGUGGUGAUGGCGAUGAUGAUGGCGACGACGCGUAUGACGACGACGACUACGAUGAUGAUGACGAUGGCGAUGAUGACGAUGACCUGAGUGAGAGCCAGAUGGGCGUGCGCAUGCAGGACGACGAGAGCAGCAGCAGUUCCGAAGGCUCGGCUGACAGCGAGAACUACGACCCGCAGGCGGCGCGCAAGCUGGCGCUGGCACGGCUGCGUCGCAUUGACAGCGACCCCGCUGUUGUUGCGCUCAAGGCCAAGAUGCGUGACAUGGCUAGCAGCGAGCUGAGCAGCAAUGCGCUGCAGCUCAUCUCCAUGCUGCGUGAUGCCGAUGCCAGCCACACCCUGGUCACCAUCAUCAGCGGUGGCUCCAACUCGUCCAAAUCGCGCUCGCCGCUGGACGAGGCGCUUCACAUCCAGGUGCACAAGCUGCGCGCCAUCAACCGCAACACCAUUCUGCGGACGUGGGGUCCGGAUGUCCUCUUUGUCACGCACGAGGACGUCGACACAACAAAUGUCCUCAAGCUCCCGCCCGCCAUCGAGUACUCCGGUCGCAACGGACUACCGCUGAAGGUCCGCGCCAUGUGGGACGACAUCUACACGCACAAGAUGCACCCGCAAUUUGAGUUCUUCCUGAAAGCAGAUGACGACACGUUUGUGCACCGCUCGCGACUCAGCAAACUCCUCCACACCCUCAACCCACACAUCCCCAUGAUCCUCGGGCGCAAGGCUGGCGGGCCAACGGGCUUCUGCCACGGCGGGGGCGGGUACGUGCUGUCGCGCGGUCUUCUCGACCACAUUGGGCCGCACCUCAACGACGUGUGCAGCAACAUCGACAUGUCCCAUCCAUGGGAGGACAUGUUCAUGCGCGAAUGUAUUGCUCGCAUCAUGUCGCUGGGCGGUCGCGGUUGGCAGACGUGCACGUCCCAGGCGUUUAUGGGCUUUGACACCCUCUACUACAACACAAAGAACCAAACGCUUAACGAGCAGCGCUUCCAGAAUGCGCUGAAGACGGACAAGCCGUGGCUGCAGGGCCUGACGACCUUCCACAGCGUGCACGCACCACUGACCCGCACCCUCAAUCGCGCCUUCACCGAACUCGAUUCUGAUGAGCAGCUCGUCAACGCCGCCGACUACAACAUGAUCCUCCAGAUGUACCGACGUGUGCGGUCGGCUGCGUGGCGAUGCGACAUGCCCUCCAGCGUCGCAACAGAAUCCCGCGCCGCGCUCUGCUCUGCCCCCGCGCUCAGGGUGCGGCUGGAACGCUUUCUCUUCGACGCGGACGUGUGUCUGUCAUUGCAGGACUGGAAGGUGGCUGUCUCCUCCACCCCGCGCCUUCCAAUCACAGCCAGCGGCGAUGAUGUGAACGCAGAUGGCGGUGCCGCUGGUCACGAAUACAUGCAAGCAGCCGGCCCUGACGGUCAUGACAGCGACAGGAAUGGUGAUGCUGAUGCUGAGGGCGAUGACUCUCGCUUGCGCAACGCCGUGUUCACAUAUGUUGCGUUUGGUCGCAAGGCAACCUCAAAACGCUUCCUCACCGUUCUCAUCAAGAGUCUGCGCGAUACCGGCAGCGAUGCGGAUGUGAUUGUCGCCGUCGCCUCGAGUGACUUUGACCCGGCCCUCGAAAGCACCGCGCAGGAGUUUAAGAACGUGGCUGUGGUGUCAUAUGAUCGCAAGAAGGUGCGCAAGACCCACCGCACGCUUGCGGAUGUUCCAGCCAGCUACUCGUCCUGCGUGUGGGCAACGGUGCUCCACCACGUGGAACACAAGUACAACCGCGUGCUCACGACGACGAUGGACACGUACUUCCAGCGAGAUCCGUUUACAGACAUUGCUGACCGGGGCGGCGUUGCGCACUUCCUCACCAGCCCCACCAUGACCUACCUCUCGCAGGACUAUGGUGGGUGGAUUGCCGACGCCAACACGCAGGCGCCACACGACUACCUGCGUCCGGAGCAGUGCAGCGAGCCAGACAACUGCCUGGAGCAUCGCAUCCAGGUCAACCUGGUGGUGAUGCUUGGGCAGGCCACCGCCGUCCGCAAAGCACUCACCGCCGUCAACCACCUCGUUGUCAAGGAGCGCAACACAUACAAGCAGGCGUUUACCGACCACGUGCGCCUGCGGUAUGCAGCACGCAUGUUCCUCAACGCCACGCUGUACAACGCGUACGACGGGCCUGCCAUCUGCCUCGCCUCUUACCGCUGUCUCUUUGAGCACAACAUUGAGAACUUUCUUCGCCGCGACCUCAGCGCUCGCGUUCGCUUCGGACCAAGCGGAAGGUUGAUUGUCAACCCGGACGAGCGACCGGUGGUGGUCAACGCACGAGGCGAUGUUGCAGCAAUUGUGUCUGGGUAUGCCGCCGCACAGCAGCACGGCCACCGCAAGUUUGUCGCUGAAGCGAAGCGGCGCGGAGCAACGCAGCGCAAGCGCGAGCAGCGGCGCCGAGACAAGAACGCACCGCACCUCAUUGGCUGAUGCGUUCGUCAAUGUCAGUGUCGCUCGUUGCAUAUUGUCAUACAUAUCAUACACUGUGUAGGAGUUGUUACAUUAGGACAGACUUUCGACCUUUCCCUCUCAAUCUCUUCUACCUUAUUUCCUCCUUCCUCC